Canariomyces notabilis is the source of this 876-nucleotide messenger RNA. RefSeq names its product S-adenosyl-L-methionine-dependent methyltransferase. The transcript has a single exon. The record is from RefSeq and is a predicted model, not a curated record. The coding region runs from base 1 to 876 and encodes 291 amino acids. NCBI's taxonomy places the organism in Eukaryota, Fungi, Ascomycota, Sordariomycetes, Sordariales, Chaetomiaceae.
AUGGCGUCGAAUACCGAGACGGCAGGCCACAAGCAGGAGUACCACAUCGGCUACAAGGAAGACACGCUGAAAGCCUUUGAGCUACGCAACGUCAAAACAUGCCUGGGCUACCUGCUCCCAACGCUCGAGGCCUUACCACCAACCUUCUCCCUGUUAGACGUGGGUUGCGGCCCCGGCAGCAUCACGUUUGACCUCGCGCGGCGGUUUCCCCAGGCAAAGAUAAUAGGCGUUGACAUCGGCACCGAAGUCAUUGCGCGUAACAACGCCAACAUUCCCACAGCAGCCCCCGGCACCGGCAUCGAGUUCCGGGCGGGCAACAUCCUUGAGCCCGAGUCGUUUCUCUCCGCAGAGGAGAUCAGCUCAGGGUUCGACGUGGUCCACGAGCACACCACGCUCAUCUGCAUCCCCAACAACAUCGAGGUUCUCCGGCAGAUGAAACGGCUUGCCAAACAAGACGGCGGUAUCGUGGCGUGCCGCGAGGGGGAUACUCACUCUCAAGUGCUCUGGCCGCCGUGUCCCGAGAGCGCCGAGUUGCAGGAGCGUAUCUACAAGCUGAACGGACUGGACACGCAGACGGGCCGGAAACUGGUCAGCAAGGCACUGGAAGUUGGCUUCCCUAGGGACCAGAUAACGGCGUCGGCGAGCGUUCUCAGUAAUAUUACUCGGCCGGAGAGGGAGUUGUACGGAGGUUCGAUGCUGACGAUGCUCGCCGAUGAAAACUCGCAAUACCGGAAAGCUGCUGCCCAGUUUGGGUACACUGAAGAGCAGGUGGAAGUCUUGCGGAAGAACAUGGAGAGGUUUAUAGCAUCUGAUGAUGCUUGGAGGCUGCUCAUUUGUACAGAGGUCAUUUGCAAGCUGGAUGAAGUUGGUCGCUAG